Oikopleura dioica is the source of this 438-nucleotide messenger RNA. The record is from the annotation of a GenBank genome assembly. NCBI's taxonomy places the organism in Eukaryota, Metazoa, Chordata, Appendicularia, Copelata, Oikopleuridae.
AUGGAAUUCGCCCACGCGGGGAAACCAGCAGGUUAUGCGAAGUGGCAGUCGAUCUAUCCUCUGUACAUCAAUUCGAAAAGAACAGUCAAGUGCGGACGGAAGCUUCCAAGAGAACAGUCUAUUGUUGACCCUACAAUCGAUGAAAUUGUCCAAGCACUCGGGCAGCUAGGUUUCAAGAAUGAAGAGAACAUGCUCAAGGAAGACAAGGUGCAUCCUCGCGCUAGAACGACCUGGAAUCCAAAGGAUCAUGUGAGAGGCUUUUCCUGCUACAACGAGUUCGGCCGAGUCAAGUACAAUCUCCACAGCCUGCCAGAAGAAAAUAAAAUGACCAAGAAGGAGCUUUUGAUAAAAGUUUCCGAAAUCGUAACAACCCGUCGCUCAACUCCUCAAACAGAGUCUUCUACCAAGCCAAAGAAGAAGAAAAAGGGCAAAAAGUGA